Acomys russatus (golden spiny mouse) is the source of this 683-nucleotide messenger RNA. RefSeq names its product churchill domain containing 1 (gene Churc1). Gene Ontology annotation, biological process: positive regulation of DNA-templated transcription; fibroblast growth factor receptor signaling pathway; multicellular organism development. Gene Ontology annotation, molecular function: zinc ion binding. The coding region runs from base 90 to 428 and encodes 112 amino acids. The transcript is spliced from 4 exons. The record is from RefSeq and is a predicted model, not a curated record. Lineage: Eukaryota; Metazoa; Chordata; Mammalia; Rodentia; Muridae.
ACUUAGAGCGCGUGCGGCGACAGACUGAGUUCUCGCGAGGUUUCGUCUUCCGGGAAUCGUUUGGGCGUUCUCCCGUAAACUGCGUGGCGAUGUGUGGGGACUGUGUGGAGAAGGAGUACCCCAAUCGGGGGAGCACGUGUCUGGAGAAUGGAUCGUUCUUACUGAACUUUGCAGGCUGUGCCGUGUGCAGUAAGCGGGAUUUUAUGCUGAUCACAAACAGAUCCCUGAAAGAGGAAGACGGAGAAGAAAUAGUCACCUAUGACCAUCUGUGUAAGAAUUGUCAUCAUGUAGUGGCCAGGCAUGAGUAUACAUUCAGUGUCAUGGAUGAGUUUCAGGAGUAUACCAUGCUGUGUCUAUUGUGCGGCAGAGCUGAAGACACUAUCAGCAUUCUUCCUGAUGACCCCCGGCAAAUGACUCUGUUGUUCUAAGCCUCCUGCAGUUCUGGUGUAACUAUGUUGGGUUGGUUUAAAAUAUAGCAAGCCUAAUGGUUUGUCUGAUAAUGAGAGUUCUUUGUAUGUUUUCUUUUCUGCUUAGACUUCCCUAUUUGGGGUAUUGUUGUUUCCUUGAAUUGAGCUCCUCUGCUAAAGCCCCCUGUACACAUUGGCACAGCUAGAGCAAGAUGUCUUUGCUAGUGACUAUUUGGCUAAAACACAACUAGAACCAAAGCACAUUCUCUACUCCUC